Molecule: messenger RNA, 1474 nt
Organism: Lethenteron reissneri (Far Eastern brook lamprey)
Lineage: Eukaryota; Metazoa; Chordata; Hyperoartia; Petromyzontiformes; Petromyzontidae
Product: BLOC-1-related complex subunit 7-like
Cellular component (GO): BORC complex
Source: RefSeq, a predicted model, not a curated record
GUAGGCGAAGGAGGAGGCGAAUAGUGAGAGAGGAAGGGGCAAGAAGAGGAGGAGGAGGACGAGUGGGAGAAGAGGAGACGGCAGGAGGAGGAGUGGGAGAAGAGGGGGAGGAGGAGAGGAGGAGGACGAGGAGAGGAGUGGGAGAAGAGGGAGGAGGGGGGGGGAUGGCGAGUGCUGCUCCCGCUCCGGGUCCCGGCCCGUUCGGCGUCACGGCCAAGUCGCUGCUGGGCGAGAAGGUCGCCUCCGGCACCGCGGACCUCGUCUCGCUCUCGCGGCAGAUCCUCAAGGGGUCCCGCAGCGCAGAGCUCCUGGGUCAGGCAGCACGCAACAUGGCCGCCCAAGAGGAUGCCCUCCUGAGAUCUGAAGAUAACAUGAAAAAGAUGCAGAUAAUAACGUCGCAUCUCCAAUACCAGCAGGAGUCCAUACAGAAAAACGUUGAGAUCUCCCCAAACGUCCUCGAUCAACUCAACCACCUGCUCAAGUAGCGGCCGCCCCCCCUCCACCCAGACCACCGAACUAUUCACCCUUCAGCGAUUCCACGAAUUGCCGGAUUGGGGGCUGACAGGUUCCAUUCUAAGAAUUUAUUAAUUUCGUUUGGCUUCUCGAGUCCGUGUGUCUCGUGACCGUCGGUGUCAUCCAUACCCUCUCUCUUGCACGGUCUCUCUCGUCCGCGCAGAAUGUUUGUAUUGUUGGUUUCGUUCUAGCGACCUAAGAGAGGCGUUAAAAUUAUAGUUUCCUUAAUUGUUUAUAAAUAGAGGCGUCGCCUCGCUGAGACAAACCGCUCAAUGGCCUGGGAGAGAGUUCGACUGGCAUUGAAGACGCACGAGAACACCAAGGCGUCAUCGCCACGCAUCCGUGUCAACUUGUACGUGCAAAGCGUACGUGUAAAACUGUACAUGUAUAUGCAAAGUCAAAACAGGUGCGUGUACAGUACAACUAUGCUGUACACUGUAAAAAAAACAAGCAAUUGUACAUUUGGCGGUGCUCACGAUCGUUCCACGCGAGGUCGGCUCUCACUCGCAUCCCAAGUCUCAUUGUACAGAAAAACGCGACGCAACUAACGGAGUGGAAUCUCUGGUGGUCGUGUGCGGAAACCUGCGCGGGCUCGUGCGGCACGAGUGUCGAACUUCAUUUGUGACUUUGAACCCCGAGUCGCGAGGAGCGCUGUAGGGAUGAGUGUUGCGCUUGUUUACCCUCGUGACGUUUUUUGAGGAGGGUCCUGCCAAGUCUUUGCAGGAAGGGGGAAUACAUUGCCACGUACAUUCCCAUCGAGAAAUUUGCGGUUUAAUUAUUCAAACGUGGUGAAUGUGAUCCGUGACGUCGGCACACAAUGGCCUGCUCUUGGGAAUGACGCCAUGGGAUCUUUGACGUGCACUGUUGAGCGGACGAAGUCGUUUUGGCUGCGUGACCGUUGGAACAAAAAUGUAGCUGCUCGGCUCAAUGGGCCUCACAAAAAAUAAACGGAAUCUACAGA